CGGGAGUGACACUCGCUGGUUCCGGUUCUGGUUAUCGAGACCUAAAGCUGAGCAGACGGCAGCAACGGCCUCCCUCCUCCCUCCUGGGACCUGUAGCCCCUGUGGACAUGCCCCUCCUGGACAAUCCCGUGGGGGUGGAGGACCUCAUCCUCCUGGAACCCCUGACACAGGAGUCUCUGCUCAAGAACCUCCAACUUCGCUUUGAAAGCAAGGAGAUUUAUACCUACAUCGGGAGCGUGGUGGUCUCCGUGAAUCCCUACCAGCAGCUGCCCAUCUAUGGCCCAGAGUUUAUUAACAAAUACCGGGACUGUACCUUCUUUGAGCUGAAGCCCCACAUCUAUGCAUUGGCCAACGUGGCGUACCAGUCCCUGAGGGACCAGGACCGAGACCAGUGCAUCCUCAUCACAGGCGAGAGUGGAGCUGGCAAGACCGAGGCUAGUAAGCUGGUGAUGUCCUAUGUGGCCGCUGUCUGUGGGAAAGGGGAGCAGGUGAAUUCUGUGAAGGAGCAGCUGCUUCAGUCAAACCCGGUGCUGGAGGCCUUUGGCAAUGCCAAGACCAUACGCAACAACAACUCCUCUCGAUUUGGAAAAUACAUGGACAUCGAGUUUGACUUCAAGGGCGUGCCCCUCGGUGGUGUCGUUACGAACUAUCUGCUGGAGAAAUCCCGGGUGGUGAAGCAGCUGAAGGGGGAAAGGAACUUCCACAUCUUCCAUCAGCUGCUGGCCGGGGCAGACACACAGCUGCUCAAGGCCCUGAAGCUCGAGCGAGACCCGAGCAGCUAUGCCUAUCUGAAUGCAGACGUGUCCGAGGUGGGCGGCAUGGAUGACGCCUCCAACUUCAGGACAGUGCAGAAUGCCAUGGCCGUGAUUGGAUUCUCGGAGGAGGAGAUUCGGCAGGUGCUGGAGGUGACAGCCCUGGUGCUGAAGCUGGGGAAUGUGGAGCUGGCCAGCGAGUUCCAGGCCAACGGGGUCUCAGCAAGCGGCAUCCGUGAGGGGCCAGGUAUCCAGGAGAUUGGGGAGCUGGUGGGUUUAAAUUCAAAAGAACUAGAGAGAGCUUUGUGUGCAAGGACCAUGGAAACGGCCAAAGAAAAAGUGGUCACAGCUUUGAAUGUCAUCCAGGCUCAGUAUGCCCGGGACGCUCUGGCCAAGAACAUCUACAACCGCCUCUUCAAUUGGAUCGUGAAUCGAAUCAACGAGAGUAUCAAGGUGGGCACCGGGGAGAAGAAGAAGGUCAUGGGCGUCCUGGAUAUCUACGGCUUUGAAAUAUUACAGGAUAAUAGCUUUGAACAGUUUGUGAUCAACUACUGCAAUGAGAAGCUGCAGCAGGUAUUCAUAGAAAUAACCCUGAAAGAGGAGCAGGAGGAAUAUGCGAGAGAGGGCAUCCCCUGGAGAAAGGUGGACUACUUUGAUAAUGGUAUCAUCUGCAACCUCAUUGAGCAUAAUCAGCGAGGCAUCCUUGCCAUGUUAGACGAGGAGUGUCUACGGCCUGGCGUGGUCAGCGACUCCACCUUCCUGGCGAAGCUCAACCAGCUCUUCUCCAAACAUGACCACUAUGAGAGCAAGGUCACCCAGAAUGCCCAGCGCCAGUAUGACCACACCAUGGGCCUCAGCUGCUUCCGCAUCUCACACUAUGCGGGCAAGGUGACAUACAAUGUGGCCAGCUUCAUCGACAAAAAUAAUGACCUACUCUUCCGAGACCUGUCCCAGGUCAUGUGGAAAGCCCAGCACACCCUGCUUCGGUCUUUAUUCCCCGAGGGGGAUCCUAAGCAGGCCUCUCUCAAACGCCCUCCAACUGCCGGGGCCCAGUUCAAGAGCUCGGUGGCCAUACUCAUGAAGAACUUGUAUGCCAAGAACCCCAACUACAUCAGGUGCAUUAAGCCCAAUGAGAAUCAGCAGCGUGGUCAGUUCUCCUGGGAGCUGGUGGCCACCCAGUCUCAGUACCUGGGACUGCUGGAGAAUGUACGGGUGCGACGGGCAGGCUAUGCCUACCGUCAGGUGUACGGCCUCUUUCUGGAAAGAUACCGGAUGCUGAGCCGGAGCACCUGGCCUUCCUGGAAAGAGGGGGAUCGGGCGGGGGUCAAGAAGGUCCUGGAGGACCUGGCUGUGGCCUCAGAGGAGGUGGCCUUUGGGAAGACAAAAAUCUUCAUCAGGAGUCCCAGGACACUUUUCUUCCUGGAAGAACAGCGGCGCCUUAAGAUCCAACAGUUGGCCACGCUGAUCCAGAAGACGUACCGAGGCUGGCGCUGCCGGACCCACUACCAGCUGAUGCGCAAGAGUCAGAUCCUUAUCUCCUCCUGGUUUCGAGGCAACAGGCAAAAGAAGCGCUAUGGGAAGAUGAGGGCGUCGGCACUGUUGAUCCAGGCAUUUGUGAGAGGAUGGAAGGCACGCAAGGAUUAUCGGAAAUACUUUCGUUCCGGGGCGGCCCUCUUGUUGUCCAGUUUCAUCUACAAGAGCCUGGCACAGAAAUUCCUCUUGGGACUGAAGAAUAAUCUGCCAUCCACCAAGAUCUUGGAUCACAAGUGGCCAGCUGCCCCUUACAAGUGUUUCAACACGGCGAAUCAGGAGCUGCGGCAGCUCUUCUACCGCUACCAGUGCAAGAAGUUCCGGGACCGGCUGUCAGCAGAGCAGGUGGAAGUCCUGCGGGAGAAGCUGUGUGCGAGCGAGCUGUUCAAGGACAGGAAGGCAUCGUACCCCCAAAGUGUCCCCAUACAGUUCCGUGGUGACUACAUCGGGCUGCAAGGGAACCCCAAACUACAGAAGCUGAAGGGCGGGGAGGAAGGGCCGGUUCUGAUGGCAGAGACGGUGAAGAAGGUCAACCGUGGCAAUGGCAAGACCUCCUCUCGGAUUCUUCUCCUGACCAAGAGACACGUGAUCCUCACAGACGCCAAGAAGUCCCAGGCUAGGACUGUCAUUGAACUGGACAGUCUGGCUGGAGUGUCCGUCACCAGCUUUAAGGAUGGGCUCUUUUGCUUGCACAUGAAUGAGAUGGCAUUGGUGGGCUCCAAGGGAGACUUCCUGCUGAUCAGUGACCAUGUGAUUGAGCUGCUGACCAAGAUGUCCCGGGCUGUGCUGGCUGCCAUGCAGAGGCAGCUGCCCAUCACUGUGACUGAGAAGUUCUCAGUGAAGUUCAAGGAGAGCAGUGUGGCCGUGAAGGUCAUCCAGGGCCCUGGGGGCGGCGGCGGGGAGGGCAAGCUAAGCUGCAAGAAGAAGGGGAGUCGCAACCUGGAGGUGACUGUGCCGUGAGGGGAGCCGACUGCCUGAACAGCCCCAUCUUCCUCCUGGACCAGCACCCACCCCCUACCCUCCCUACCCUCGGGGCUGACACCUCUGCUCACGGGGCGUCCUGGCAGGUUGAAAAGCCCUCGAGGAAGACACCCUUGCUUCUCCCAAAC
This is a messenger RNA of Echinops telfairi (small Madagascar hedgehog), 3391 nucleotides long. It is a transcript of the gene MYO1A, whose product is annotated as myosin IA. The record is from RefSeq and is a predicted model, not a curated record. Gene Ontology annotation, molecular function: microfilament motor activity; ATP binding; actin filament binding. Bases 108 to 3242 code for a protein of 1044 amino acids. The transcript is spliced from 28 exons. Lineage: Eukaryota; Metazoa; Chordata; Mammalia; Afrosoricida; Tenrecidae. Gene Ontology annotation, biological process: vesicle transport along actin filament; sensory perception of sound; actin filament organization. Gene Ontology annotation, cellular component: vesicle; actin cytoskeleton; plasma membrane.